AUGGAAGAUUUGACAUCAGAAGACUGGGAUGUCACAACCAAUAGUAGUGGUGAGAAGAGAACCAAGAAGGGACACAGAAGAUCUGCAUCUUUAGGUCAACAGGAUCAGUUACAGCUGAUAAGGCAGCGCCUUCAGAAGACCAAAGAAGGCAGCAAACAGACAGAAUUUUCAAAACCACGACAAAGCCCAGUGCCUGCAAACCAUUCUGCAUUACCACCAGCACAGAGUACUUUCACACAACCAAAGUCAAUACCACAUAGCAUUCCAAAACCUAGUAUGCCUAGGUACCAGAGAAACAGUGUAGAGGGACUGAAUACAGAAAUAGAAAAACUAGUUUUGAAGUCCAUUUCAUUAACAGAAGAUGAAGACAAAGUGCAUGCUCAUGAUAUUCCUGAUGGUCACCGUGCCCCUUUACCUGAACAACAGCAUCAACGCCAUCAACAGCUGCGUGGAAGUGUAGUCAUUGGAAUGAACAGUGCUUCUCUCACUUCAAGCACAACCAGCACCCGCAGCUUAUACACACAAACUCCCUCUGAGAGUGUGGAGAUAUCAUCAGCAAGCAGUAGCAAUGAAAGCCAUAGUUGUAGUAGCAAUAGCAGUUCUGUUGCAGGCAGUCGGUCACAGUCAGUGAGCCCAGUGAUGCCCAUCAUCCCAGCUGGUCAUAUAGAGACAUCUCGACCCUCUAGUCAAACUGACAACACAAACAGUGUCCUAAAAGAAACUGAGAAAGGUGACCCUGAUUUGCCUGUGAUUGCAUCUCCAGAACCAAAGUUUGUAUCCAGUCCCAAACCAAAUAUGUCCUAUUCCUUUGCAAGAGAACCACCAGAUGGUUGCGAAAGAAUCAGAGCAACUUGUGUCGAAAGUGCCAAGUAA
Acanthosepion pharaonis is the source of this 873-nucleotide messenger RNA. The record is from the annotation of a GenBank genome assembly. NCBI's taxonomy places the organism in Eukaryota, Metazoa, Mollusca, Cephalopoda, Sepiida, Sepiidae.